Messenger RNA from Condylura cristata (star-nosed mole), 998 nucleotides. It is a transcript of the gene KRTCAP3, whose product is annotated as keratinocyte associated protein 3. The record is from RefSeq and is a predicted model, not a curated record. The coding region runs from base 47 to 769 and encodes 240 amino acids. The transcript is spliced from 6 exons. Lineage: Eukaryota; Metazoa; Chordata; Mammalia; Eulipotyphla; Talpidae.
GGGCCAGGUAGAGCUGCCGGGCGGCGGCCGGGCGCGCCGGGACGGGAUGAGGAGCUGCCGUCUCUGCCGAUUUGACGCGGCCAGGGGCCCGCGGCGGCUCAUGCGCGUGGGCCUUGCGCUAAUACUGGUGGGCCACUUGAACCUGCUGCUGGGGGCCGUGCUGCACGGCACCGUCCUGCGGCACGUGGCCAAUCCCCGCGGCGCUGUCACCCCGGAGUACACCACGGCCAAUGUCAUCUCCGUGGGCUCGGGGCUGUUGAGUGUUUCCGUGGGACUGGUGGCCCUCUUGGCAUCCAGGAACCUCCUACGCCCUCAACUGCACUGGGCCUUGCUGGCCGUAGCUCUGGUGAACCUGCUUUUGUCCGCUGCCUGCUCCCUGGGCCUCCUCCUCGCUGUGUCGCUCACUGUGGCAAAUGGUGGCCGGCGUCUGAUUGCUGACUGCCAUCCAGGAGUGCUCGAUCCUUUGCUACCCCUGGACGAGGGACCUGGACGGGCUGACUGCCCCUUUGACCCCACAAGAAUCUAUGACACGGCCUUGGCUCUCUGGAUUCCUUCUAUGCUCAUGUCGGCAGUAGAGGCUGUCCUGUCUGGUUACUGCUGUGUGGCUGCACUCACCCUUCGUGGGGUUGGGCCCUGCAAGAAGGAACGGCUGCAGGAACAGCUGGAGGAACUGACGGAGCUUGAGCUUCCUAAAUGUAAAGGGCAGGAGAAUGAGCAGCUAUUGGAUCAAAAUCAAGAAAUUCAGCCACCACAGAAAAGCUUGGCGUAGGACAGGUUGUGCCAUGAGGCUUGUGGCCUGGAAAAGGGUGAGGGUGGCAAACUGCUUUUCGAACUGGGUCUGGUCCUUUGCUUCUGGCUACUUGCCUUGUAACCUGGGCUUUCUCGUGUACCGAGCAGGUGUUGACCCUGUGGCAGGUGCUCAGCCACAGGGUUUUCACUUUAAGAUGAACUAAAUAACUGAAAUAAAAUAACUUUUUUCUACUUGAGAAUGAUUUCUU